Molecule: messenger RNA, 2708 nt
Organism: Thamnophis sirtalis
Lineage: Eukaryota; Metazoa; Chordata; Lepidosauria; Squamata; Natricidae
Source: RefSeq, a predicted model, not a curated record
CCCGUCGCCUCGUCCCACCGGAGCUCGGCGGGCGGCUGGAGUUGAAUGAGAACAACCGAGGGGCCCGCCUUGCAGCAAUCUGUCCAAUCCCAACGCGCCUUUGAUGCGCAGGUCGGCUUCUUAUUGGCUCGAACUAAAUCCUGCCUUCGCCGUCCCUGGUGGAGCGCCUCCCGUCGCGGCGCGGCUGGUCGUCUCUUAGUUGGGCUUCAGGUUGUGAGCAGUGGCGGAGGCUGACCUGCGCCCCGGUCGCCUCCUCCGUCGCGGCGAUGUCUGAGGGCGAAACCAAGCAAGUAUCGGGCAAUAUCGGCUCCGACCACAAACCCGAGGCCGCGUCUGCGGGAUCCGGUAUGACCUCCCUUUCGCCGCCGCUAGCGACGGCCACCCAAGAGGAGGAGGAAGAGGAAGAAGAAGAGGACGAGUCCGAAGACGAGUCCGAAAUCUUGGAGGAAUCACCUUGCGGGCGUUGGCAGAAGAGGCGGGAAGAGGUUAAUCAACGCAAUGUUCCUGGAAUUGAUAGUGCCUAUUUGGCAAUGGAUACAGAAGAAGGUGUGGAGGUGGUUUGGAAUGAAGUCCAGUUCUCUGAACGCAAGAAUUUUAAGCUUCAAGAGGAAAAAGUCAAAGCUGUCUUUGACAACCUGAUCCAGUUGGAGCAUCUGAAUAUUGUGAAAUUCCAUAAAUACUGGGCAGAUGUGAAAGAAAAUAAAGCCAGGGUUAUCUUCAUUACGGAAUACAUGUCCUCUGGUAGCCUGAAGCAAUUUUUGAAGAAAACAAAGAAGAACCACAAGACCAUGAAUGAAAAGGCCUGGAAGCGUUGGUGCACCCAAAUCCUUUCUGCUCUCAGUUACCUUCACUCCUGUGAUCCUCCCAUCAUUCAUGGAAACUUGACUUGUGAUACCAUCUUCAUCCAGCACAACGGACUUAUUAAGAUUGGAUCAGUCUUUCAUAGGAUUUUUGCUAAUGUUGCCCCGGAUACCAUCAACAAUCAUGUGAAGACAUGUCGUGAGGAACAGAAGAACCUGCAUUUCUUCGCUCCAGAGUAUGGCGAAGUUGCACAUGUCACUACAGCAGUAGACAUCUACUCCUUUGGAAUGUGUGCAUUAGAGAUGGCAGUGCUAGAGAUCCAGGGAAAUGGCGAAUCUUCCUAUGUGCCACAAGAAGCUAUUAAUAAUGCAAUCCAAUUGCUAGAGGAUCCAUUACAACGAGAGUUUAUUCAGAAGUGCCUGGAGCCACAACCUAGCAAACGGCCCACAGCUCGUGAGCUUCUCUUCCAUCAGGCUUUGUUUGAAGUACCUUCUCUGAAACUUUUGGCAGCCCAUUGCAUUGUGGGCCAUCAGCACAUGAUUCCUGAGAAUGCACUUGAAGAAAUGACCAAGAACUUGGACAUGAGUGCUGUACUGGCUGAAAUCAACCAUGCUGACCGCGAUGGUGUCCGUAUGAUAUUCUCACAGUCCCCAGCGCUGGAACUAGACAAAUUCUUGGAAGAUGUGAGAAAUGGAAUUUAUCCACUUACUGCCUUUGGCCUGCCCAGACCUCAGCAGCCACAGCAGGAGGUGGUGAAAUCUCCCAUUGCCCCCCCAUCAGUAAAGACUCCAACACCAGAGCCAGCAGAAGUGGAGACUCGCAAAGUGAGUAGCUGGUCGCUAAUCCGCAGCUCCUUGGCCGAUAAUAGCAAAGCUUCACCUUAUCACACUCCUUUGUCAUUCCAGGUGCUUUUGAUGCAGUGCAACAUUGAAUCAGUGGAGGAGGGUGUGAAGCACCAUUUGACACUGCUGCUGAAACUGGAAGACAAAUUGAAUCGGCACUUGAGCUGUGACCUACUGCCCAGUGACAAUAUUCAGGAACUGGCAGCUGAAUUGGUUCAGUUAGGAUUCAUCAGUGAGGCUGAUCAAAGCCGGCUUAGCUGUUUACUUGAAGAGGCAUUCAACAAGUUCUUCUACUCACGGAAUGGAGCACUGGCAGCUGUCACUGUAUCAUCAUAAUGGCUAUUUUGCUGCUAGCAGGUGUACCUGCUCUGCAUCUGUGUAGGGUACUACUCUAAGCCGCUGCCACCACCGUUGCCAGCUUGGAUGUGCCUCCCGCAUGUGUUAUAGCCAGGUCCUGCAGACAAUCGUUGCCAGUCUUAAAGGCAGGGGGGGCAAGGUGGGGGGGAGGGCUGUGUGCCUUGUCAGUAUUAUUUUCCCUGUGGCCAAUGGCCUUCCUUCCCUCUCCCUCUUUUUGGGCUCACAUGCAUGGAGUUUUCUUUUGCUUGAAUUGUACAGAGGUUUUCUUUUGCACAGCACAGAUGUCUGUCUUGUUAUUUAAAAGGGUGGGGGGGGGGAUAGAGAAGUUAAGUUCUACCCCAUCCCAUGCUGGCCCUCCACAUUACACAUGCACUCUCUAGCCCCACAGUCAUUGCCUUAUCCCCCUCCAGAUGGACUCUCCUCCUCUCCACAGUUGCUACAUGCACCAGCCUUGCUUCCAGUAUCCUUGGCUGCAUCUAUUGUGUGGUGUGAGGGUUCACUCUGGUCAAUAGAGGAAGUAGAUAGGAAGUUCCAGUUCAGAUAGCAGGUGGCAAUGUUAAACCAUCUUUUCCUUUAGGAUAUUAUCUAAUGCCUGCAGGCUUGGAGCCAGUUUAUCAGUUUAUCAGAGAAAUUCAACCCUUCCUGUGCUGGUGCUGUUCCAAGUGUCAUUUCUGUUCCUAUUUUUAAUAAAUUGUUUUGUAAAUAAUU